AUGCAAGGCCUGAGACUCCACUGCGACACAUGGUCCAAGUUGAAAUACGUCAGUCAGUUCGAAAACCAGCCAGGCUUCGACUUCCUAAGACACAGUCGCAACCCAAAUGUUCCUACCGAAGUUCUCGUCCCCGCGGAUCUGCUGGACGAUUUCAAGCUAGAACUGUCGGAAAACCGGAUUGCUUACGAGAUAUUCAUCGAGGACGUGAGCACAGCCAUCGACGAGGGACUCGAGCAGCAGAGAAAAGCUCGUCUCACCGACAGCAGCAGUGAUGACAUCCUCAAAUCCUUCCCGCGAUACGAUGAGAUAAAACGAUACCUGGAUGGCUUAUGGAGGACUCAUAGGGGCACGGUAACACAAUUCGUGCUAGGCAAGAGUUUUGAGGGUAGGGACAUUGUAGGCGUAAAGAUUUCUAGCAGUGGGACGAACAAGCCUGCGGUUUUCAUCGAUGCCGGUAUACACGCUAGAGAAUGGAUAGCCCCGACCACGGCUAUUUACGCCGUCAGACAGCUGGUGGAGAACGUGACGAACAGCUAUCUUUUCGAUAAUGUUGACAUUUACGUCGUUCCGUCGUUGAACGUCGAUGGUUACGAAUACACCCAUAAGGAUAAAUAUACUCGGUUGUGGAGGAAGACGCGAUCCAUUAAUCCGGAGAGUCGUUGUGUGGGUACCGAUGGGAAUCGCAACUUUGAUUAUUAUUGGGCCACUGUUGGAGCAUCUAAUAAUCCUUGUGCGGAAACUUAUGCUGGUCCUAAGCCAUUUUCCGAGCCCGAAACUGUCGCAUUGAGAGAUUUCCUUCUGUCAAUCGAAAAUCUCCGAGUUUAUCUUUCCUUCCACUCAUACGGAAAUUACAUUCUCUACCCGUGGAGUUACACUGCGGAGCUUCCGGAAAACGAGCCCGAACUUAGGUGUGUCGGUAAGAAAGCAGAACUGGCACUUUCGAAAGUCCGUGGGACUCGCUUCACUGUCGGCUCCUCCAUGGCCACUUUGUAUGCAUCGGCUGGCUCCUCUGAUGACUGGGCAAUGGCGGUGGCUGGCUCGAGUUUGGCGUACACCAUCGAGCUGCCCGGCGGUUCCUGGCAGUUUGCGCCUCCACCGAGAGAAAUCCUACCCGUGGGUCAGGAAGUCUUUGAGGCCCUCAAAGUCUUCGUUCAAUAUGCCGACGGAGAGAUUUGCCAGGAUGCAGCGAGUCAAUAG
This is a messenger RNA of Copidosoma floridanum, 1197 nucleotides long. RefSeq names its product carboxypeptidase B-like. Gene Ontology annotation, biological process: proteolysis. Lineage: Eukaryota; Metazoa; Arthropoda; Insecta; Hymenoptera; Encyrtidae. Gene Ontology annotation, molecular function: metallocarboxypeptidase activity; zinc ion binding. The record is from RefSeq and is a predicted model, not a curated record.